Messenger RNA from Cololabis saira (Pacific saury), 3363 nucleotides. RefSeq names its product toll-like receptor 9 (gene tlr9). Gene Ontology annotation, molecular function: protein binding; pattern recognition receptor activity. Gene Ontology annotation, biological process: canonical NF-kappaB signal transduction; toll-like receptor signaling pathway; defense response to virus. The record is from RefSeq and is a predicted model, not a curated record. Lineage: Eukaryota; Metazoa; Chordata; Actinopteri; Beloniformes; Belonidae. Gene Ontology annotation, cellular component: plasma membrane.
AAAGCCUUGUUGCAGCCAGUUCUCCCUCCACUUGGAAUUAAGGAUUGCUGCAUGCACUUCCAAAUCUGAAUUUUAGGAUAUAUUUUCCAUCAGUUAUGGCUCUGGUGAAAGUUAUCCUCAUCCUCAGUCAGUUUCUCACAUUAACGAAGACCAUAAAUGUCAGGUUUUUCCCAUGUGAUGCUCUGGAGAAUGCCACCAUAGUGGACUGCUCCGACAGGCCUUUACAGUACAUUCCACACUUCAAAGAUACCUACGUGUCGUGUCUCAAUUUGAGUAGGACCAGGAUACAAUAUGUGGAGGCUAAUGCAUUUGCAGGUGUUCCAAACCUUAACAUUCUGAAAUUAAUGGACAAUUGUCAACCAGGUAGAAUGAGAGCCCCAGAAGGCCGCUUGUGCAAAAUGGAAAUGCACCCUGAUGCUUUUGUGAGCCUGCAACAUCUUACGCAUCUGUAUCUCUCAGGAAACGGCCUCACCUCAAUGCCGCAGUUACCUGAAAGCCUGCAGUUUCUGGACCUACAGAAUAAUCGCAUUGUCAAUAUUAUUGAGCCUUUAAAUUCUCCAAACCUUGAAACACUGCUUCUCUCCAAGAACUGCUAUUAUGCAAACCCCUGCAAUCGGUCAUUUUACAUCAAUGAGACUGUUUUCAGAGAGCUUCCCAAACUCAAGAAUCUUACACUGGGAUAUAAUAAUUUGACAACUGUCCCUAAAGGGCUGCCACCCUCACUGAAGAUGCUGGAUUUAAAAGAGAAUACAAUCACAGAGAUAUUGGAGGGGGCAUUUUCUAACCUGACGGCCCUCAAGUAUCUGAAUUUGGAGUGGAAUUGUCAGCGUUGUGACCAUGCGGCGAGGCCUUGCUUUCCUUGCCCACAAAAUCUGCCUCUGCAAUUACAUCCUAACUCGCUGUAUUCUGUGAACAGUUCAAUCACCUUCCUAAGCUUACGGGGGAAUUCUCUGAAAAAUAUCCCUGGUGGCCUUUUCAUACCUUUGAAGAAUUUAAAAAGAUUGGACCUCUCUGAUAACCUCCUGGCAUAUGCUAUACGAAACGGCACCUUCUUUGGAGAGCUGACAGGCCUCACUUGGAUUAGCCUUAUUUAUAACUACGAACCACUAAUGACAUUUCCAGACCUGGUCCUCUCCCGUCACAUAGGUCGUAUAUAUGGUCUUCAGUAUCUUCUGCUGAGUGGUAACUUUUUUCACAGUGUUUCGAAAGAAAGCUUUUAUGUUCUGUCCAAACUUAGAAAUCUGAAAAAACUGGAGCUGAGAAUGAACUUCAUUAGUAAAUUUAACUUAACAUACCUCAAGCAAUUAGAAUCUCUCACCACCAUUGACCUCUCCCAAAACAUGCUUAAUUUCCUUCCGUGCUGCUCAAAGUCAUCAUCUGGGAUUGUGGUACAAGAAAGCUGUGAGAACCAGAACUUUUAUUCAGAUCAUUUUUCAGACCAACCUCACAUUGUGAUUGAUCGAGAAACAACAUCCAGAAGUUGGAUCUUUAUAAUAAAAGAGCUCAGUGAACUUAACUCCACUCUAAAGGUACUGGAUCUUAGUUACAAUGACUUUCAUUUCAAAAUGAGGGGCAUGGGCCAUCGCUUUGAGUUCCUUAAAAACCUAAAUCACUUGGAAGUGCUGAGUCUGGCAAACAAUGGGGUUGGGAUGCGAAUCGAUCAAAGACUGAGCAGCAAUUCUUUGAAGUAUCUCUACUUUAACGGAAAUUAUCUGAACAUCAUGUGGGACUCUAAUAACAACAAGUACAUCCAUUUCUUCCAAAAUCUGACAAAGCUAAUUUACCUGAACCUGGCCAACAAUAAUCUGGUGACACUGUCGGCAGAAGUGCUAUCUAACCUCCCGAAAAGUAUUAAGGGCCUCAGCAUUAGUGCCAAUUUACUGAGAUAUUUUCCCUGGCCAAACAUCUCAGCACUUUGCCAUUUAUGUCACUUGGACUUAAGUCGCAACUUCCUGUAUCAUUUGCCAUCAAUACCGAUACAAUUUGGGCCCAAUUUAACCCUUCUAGACCUCAGUCAUAAUCACAUAACUUUUAUUCCAAGGAAUGUCUUUGAUGAGGCAAAGUCCUUGCAAUAUCUGUAUCUAAAUCAUAAUCAGAUCAAAGAGUUACAGCAUCAGCAUCUCCCUGCUCCCUUUCAAAAUGGUAGUGCUCUCCAGACGCUCACUCUGCAUGACAACCCCUUCAAAUGUGACUGUAAUACAUCUUGGCUUGCUGACUUUUUGCGGACUACUUUGGUGCAGAUUCCUCAAUUGACAACACGUGUGCGCUGUGAAUUUCCAGAAUCACAAGGGGGCAAGAUCCUACUUUCCUUGGACCAGCACUCCUGCCAGGACAUAUAUGGCAGCUUGGCUUUCCUCACCUGCUCCUUCUUGACUGUGAUGUUUACUGUUCUUCCUCUACUGCAACAUCUCUAUGGAUGGGAUUUGUGGUAUUGCCUGCAAGUGCUCUGGGCAGGACACAAAGGCUAUUCCCAGCUGCCUGGUAAUGAUUCAUGCCAUCACUAUGAUGCUUUUGUGGUGUUUGACACCGGGAACCAGGCUGUGAGAGACUGGGUUUACAAUGAGUUGACUGUCAAUCUGGAGAACUCUGGCCAUAGGAGAUUUAGCCUCUGCUUGGAAGAAAGGGACUGGAUUCCUGGGCUUCCCUGUAUUGAUAACCUACACAACGCUGUCCACAGCAGUGUGAAGACAGUGUUUGUGCUGGCCAAGGGUGCAAACGGAUCGGAGACUGUAAAUGGUGUGAUGCGCCAGGCUUUCUUCAUGGUUCAACAGAGACUACUGGAUGAAAAGGUGGAUACCGCUGUGCUGGUUCUGUUGGAUGAGAUGUUUCCAAAGCUGAAGUACCUCCAGCUGAGGAAGAGAUUAUGCAGCAAGUCUGUGUUGUCCUGGCCAAGAAACCCAAGGGCUCAACCCCUUUUCUGGAAUCGAAUGAGGACGGCAUUGUCUUUAGAUAACCUUAAGUUUUAUGACAGCAAUAUGACUGAAAGUUUUAUAUGAUGUUACUUUUAAUAGAGAGAACCAUGUUAGAAUUCUCUAUUGACUUUGACUUUGCAUAAUUUUGACAAACUGAUUAUUUCAUUAAUGACACCUAUUGGCUUUUUUUCUAUGUAGUUUUACUUUUUGAGACUAUUUUGUUGCUGUGUCUGAAAAUGUAUUUCAUUAAGUGCAAACAUGUUAAUUACAGGUGAAAGGGCUUCAUUGAAACUGAUGUGGAACUCUACAAUUAAACUUGACUUGACUUGAGUAACUUAAUUUUAUAGACAUUACAAAAGAUCACAGUAAUGCAGUGAUUGUUCCUUUUGAACACCCCCACACUGAAUUUUCCUUUUCACUUCACUUUGGUUUGGCAGUAUGAGGAAUUGAA